CCCCCACCCCACCUUCUCCAUCCUGCUGGUUAUAUGACUCUGAGAGUUACUGUGUUGGACCAGAUGAGAGGGGAGGACACUGAGGGGCACAUCAUGAAGAUGAACUGGCAUGCCGCUCUGCCUUCUUUGGCACUGUCACUCUUUGUGUCACCAGUUUGGUGCCAGCAGCCUGUAAACUGCCGAUGGGGACCUUAUGGAGAGUGGUCUGAGUGUGAUGGCUGCACCAGAACAAAGGUACGAACUCGCCACGUGGAGGUGUAUGCCCAGUUUGGCGGUAGGCCGUGUUCAGGAGAGGCCACACAAACGCAGUCGUGUGUCUCACAGAAAGCGUGUCUCCUGGAAACAGGCUGCGGAGGCAGGUUCCGCUGCGCUUCAGGUCAGUGCAUCAGCCAAUCUCUGGUAUGUAACGGAGACCAGGACUGUGAGGAUGGAUUGGAUGAGCGAAGCUGUGACCAAGACAACAGUCAGUACUUAUGUGACAUUGACAAAACGCCUCCCAACUCUGACUUCACAGGCAGAGGGUACGACGUUCUAACAGGAAAACUGAGAGGAGGUGUGAUCAACACUCAAAGCUUCGGAGGUCAGUGCAGGAAGGUGUUCAGCGGUGACCAUAAAGUCUACUACAGACUGCCGCAGAACAUCCUGAGGUACAAUUUUGAGGUUAAAGUAGACAAUGAAGAGAGCGAUGAAUCCUACGAGAGCUCUUGGUCCUAUGUGCAACACAUCCAGUCCAACGCGUUGGUGGGGCAUGACCGUCGCACCUUUCACAAGGAGCUCACUGACAACAAGGCGCACAGACUUAUAAUCCUGAAGAAUAAAGUGGAGCUGGCCCAGUUUCAAAACUCUGCCCCCCAGUAUCUGACUCUGUCCGAAGGCUUCUGGAAGGCCUUGUCCUCACUCCCCCACACAUACGACUACUCAGCCUACCGCCAGCUGUUGCAGACGUACGGAACGCACUACCUCUCUGAAGGCUCACUUGGGGGCGAAUACCAAGGAUUCCUGAAGUUGGAUCGUCAAUCACUUAGCUCAACCAGUACUACAGAUAUAGAAUACCAGAGGUGCUGGAGAAAAGUAAAGCGUCGCCUCUUCAGGAAGAAAAUCAAAACUGUGUGUGAAAAAUUAACUAAAUCCUUAUCAUCCAGCUAUGGAAACAAUGUAAACAAUAUGCCCAUCAAGGUCAAUGUCUUUGGAGGAGAUCCAGCCUUAAUAAGCAGCUUGACUGUUCUGGAUUUGGAAAAUCCAGAGGUUAACGGAGAGGCCUAUGACAACUGGGCCUCAUCUGUCAAAGACUUUCCUGAAGUCGUAGACCAGAAGCUGCGACCUCUGUAUGAGCUGGUGAAGGAGGUGCAGUGUGCUGGUCUGAAGAAGCUCCACUUGAAAAGGGCCACUGAGGAGUACCUGGCUGAGGAGCAUCCCUGUCACUGCCAGCCCUGCCAGAACAACGGGCAGCCGCUGCUGACGGGCUCCGAGUGUCGCUGUGUCUGCCGGCCAGGAACAUCAGGGAGAGCCUGCGAGACAGGAGCUGUGUUUGGAGAACAACCAGGAGUGAUACAUGGCAGUUGGAGCUGCUGGUCUUCCUGGGGAUCCUGCUCUGGAGGUCAAAAAUCAAGGACCCGAAGCUGCAACAAUCCUGCCCCCAGAGGUGGUCGCCACUGCAUUGGGCCACAGGUGGAGCAGAAGCCUUGUGAGGAGUCAGACAUCCAGCACUUACAGAUGAUGGAACCUCAGUGCUUCAGUCUUUCUAUACCUCCACCAAAAACCUGUGGGCCGCCUCCAAAUCUCAGGAAUGGAUUUAUUCUGGAUCCCAAAGAUAUCUACCUGGUUGGAAACACGGUGCAAUACUCCUGCAUAGACGGGUAUUAUCUCGGUGGAAACGCCGAGGCCAGGUGUGCUGAAAAUCAGAUGUGGAGCACAGGAUGGAGGGUUUGUAGAAGUGCCACAUGUGGGAGCCCCCCGCUCAAUGGGUUACUCAUAGGCACACCCACCAAAUCAGCGUACCAGAUUGGAGAAACGGUGUCUCUGUCCUGUCCCGAGGGGUCUGUGCUGGACGCUGAGAUGUCAGAGAUUAUAUGCAGUUCCAGUCUCCAGUGGUCUCCCUCUCCCGCCAGCGCUCACUGUAAAGCAGCGCCCACAGCUCCCUCUCCUCCGGCCAACCUGAAGUGUAACAUGUGGGAAACUGUAGGAAGAACUGCGUGUGUUUGUAAAAUGCCAUUUCAGUGUUCGACUUCCCUGCAGCUUUGUGCCAGACUGGGAUCACAACAACCCCGCGUACUAGGCGUUUGUCAGCUCGGAGCCCUGCAGUGUAUAGGACGGAGCUUCACGUUGGCCAGCGACACUGACUGCCAGUGGCCAGCGAAGACGUUCACGGCUUGCAAGGACUGCCAUCCGGGGACAUCCUGUGAAGAAUCAGCGAGGCAGUGCGUGUGCCAGAAUACAUCAGAAUGCCCCAAGGACUCCGCGCCGCUGUGCGUCAGCUCCGGUGUGGACGGCUCUGCUGUGACUAUGAGUGAAUGUGAGGUGGGGGCCAGGAGGUGUGCUGGUGAGCAGGUCAGCGUGAUCAGUAUCGAGGCUUGUCCAGAGUGAAAAAGCUUGUUGUUGUAUUUCACUGAGAAACUUUUAAAAUGACCGCACCGUCAAUAGAAACACAACGUUUUUUGUCACGGAGGACUGAUGAUUGAAGACAUUUGUCUUCUCAGAUACUGUAAAUGCCUUUGUAAUGAGAUAUUUUUGUUAUAGAAAAUAAACAAAAUGUUUUUCAGAA
Mugil cephalus (flathead mullet) is the source of this 2761-nucleotide messenger RNA. It is a transcript of the gene c7b, whose product is annotated as complement component 7b. The transcript is spliced from 18 exons. The coding region runs from base 34 to 2583 and encodes 849 amino acids. Gene Ontology annotation, molecular function: protein binding. Gene Ontology annotation, biological process: immune response. NCBI's taxonomy places the organism in Eukaryota, Metazoa, Chordata, Actinopteri, Mugiliformes, Mugilidae. Gene Ontology annotation, cellular component: membrane attack complex. The record is from RefSeq and is a predicted model, not a curated record.